Messenger RNA from Galleria mellonella (greater wax moth), 1074 nucleotides. RefSeq lists its product as uncharacterized. NCBI's taxonomy places the organism in Eukaryota, Metazoa, Arthropoda, Insecta, Lepidoptera, Pyralidae. The record is from RefSeq and is a predicted model, not a curated record. The transcript has a single exon. Gene Ontology annotation, biological process: DNA integration. The coding region runs from base 1 to 1074 and encodes 357 amino acids. Gene Ontology annotation, molecular function: nucleic acid binding.
AUGGUCGUGAACGAACUGCGGCAAAUAUAUUGGAUAAUAAACCUUAGGAGCACUGUGAGGUCAGUCGCAUAUAACUGUCAAUUUUGUAAGGUUCCUAGAUCUACUACUUUCCAACCACCUAUGGGCAACCUUCCAAAGGCCAGACUUGCCCACCAUUGUAGACCUUUUUCGUUUGUGGGACUAGAUUAUUUCGGUCCUGUAACAGUAGCAGUUGGUCGAAGGAGAGAGAAACGUUAUGUGGCCUUAUUUACGUGCUUGACCAUUCGCGCAAUCCAUCUUGAGAUCGUCCACUCGCUUUCAUCAGAUGCAGCAAUAAUGGCUCUAAGACGAUUUAUAGCUCGCCGUGGCACACCUUCAGAAAUCCAUUCUGAUAAUGGAACCAGUUUUGUGGGCGCGAAUAGAGAGCUUCGAGCCUUAUAUUCAGAAGCGAUGUCCGAUUUUGCUGCGGGUGAAAUGAUCAAAUGGAAAUUCAUCCCUCCAUCAGCUCCUUUCAUGGGAGGAUCAUGGGAAAGGCUCGUGAAGUCUGUAAAGACAGCAUUAAAAGUAACUUUAGGCAACAAUACAAGAUCGCCCACCGAUGAAAUAUUCAUCACCCUACUUUGCGAGGCAGAAGCAUUGGUAAACUCACGGCCCCUAACGCACGUCGCGUGUGAUCCACAAUAUCCUGAAGCCCUGACACCAUCUCAUUUUAUAUUAGGCUACUCCUCAGGUCGUCCUAUUCCAGCCAACUUAAACGACAGUGACAUGUGCAGUAGAUCUGGUUGGAGAAGAGCACUGCGUAUGGCUGACCACUUUUGGAAGCGUUGGAUUACAGAGUAUUUGCCCACACUAUCACCACGAAGAUUUGUAGGACAAGUGCCACAAAUUUCAGUUGGAGACGUCGUCGUAGUCGUGGACGGAACGUUACCAAGAGGUACUUGGCCUAAAGGCCUAGUUACGACUUUGUACCCAGGUAGGGACGGCGUGACACGGGUCGUAGACAUCGAUACCCAGGCAGGCGUAAUUCGUAGACCUGUUAAAAGGGUUGUUCCCAUCUGUUUAAGAGGGGAGCAUGUGCAGAACGCACCUUUUUAG